Peromyscus californicus insignis is the source of this 6402-nucleotide messenger RNA. RefSeq names its product MLLT10 histone lysine methyltransferase DOT1L cofactor (gene Mllt10). Lineage: Eukaryota; Metazoa; Chordata; Mammalia; Rodentia; Cricetidae. Gene Ontology annotation, molecular function: nucleosome binding; histone binding. Bases 1588 to 4797 code for a protein of 1069 amino acids. Gene Ontology annotation, cellular component: nucleus. The transcript has 23 exons. Gene Ontology annotation, biological process: regulation of transcription by RNA polymerase II. The record is from RefSeq and is a predicted model, not a curated record.
UCAUAUAAAUGAUCAUUUUUUUUUGAAAAGAGCAAGUAUUUACCUAUAUUUAUUAGGUGUUAUAGAAUGAGGUAAGGUACUUAUCCUUCUUUGCAUACAAAUUAAUUCCAUCACAAGAACUAAGCUCCGAUGCAUUAAAAAUAAAAUGAAUGUAUUUUUAAAUAAUUUAGUGCAUUAAGGCUUGAUUGCAGUGUUUGGGAAGUUCCACAUUGAUUUGAACUCAAAAUUACUCUACAUUAGGAAGCAGAGCAUGAAUCAGACAUUGAACUGAUCUCUUUUGUAUAAGGGUAAAGAUAAAAUAUUCUGUACAGUUAAGAUAAACAAAACAGUAUACUGUUUGAAGGUUGCUUUAGAUUCAACACUUCAUAGUUAAGAGCAUCAUUAGAGGUCCAGAAAUUUAUUAUUAGCAUAUCCUCUUCAAAAUGUCAUUUUACUAAUCUGUAGUCACCAUUUCUAAAUGUAUUAAGAUUAAAAGAGAACUCUCAAUUUUGUAUUUUAGAGCACAUUUUUUCCCUAUCCCAAGCUUUGGUAGACUCCCCAUUAAUGUAGAUACCUCUCAUAGCUUUUGAAACAUUUGAAUAUAUUUGCCAAUAGAUGCUUGCAUUGUGCUGUGUCUAUUGCUAUUCUUAGACUUUUAGCACUUAUUUUGAAAUAGAAAAAGAGCAGCCACAUUACCUUUUUUCAAUAUUUUAAAACUUAAAUUAUUACAUUAUCUGGGGAGUGCCUAGAACUUAGGCAUUCUAGCAUUGAGUAAGUGCAUUUUCCAGACUAUAUAAUACUGUUAAUUUCUAAUAAACCCCUUUGUACCCCCAAGUAAUUAACCAAAAGCCAUGAAGUUGUCUUGGAACUGUUUGUCAUUUAAACAAUCUAUCCAUAAUUUCCAUUUCAUGCUAAACUUUAAUGGCUUAACACUUUUUGCUUAUUAUCAAUGUUGAAUGUACAUAGAGAAAGGAAUAGGGAGAUAGUAUUUUUUUUUUUUUUAGCUAAAAACUACUCAGCAUCCAGCUAAUUAAUCUGCUCACAUUGGUCUAAUCUAUUCUCUAUUUGUGUAUGAGAGCUCCCAUAUUUCUCCCACUUAAAUGACAUCACAUUUGCAAAGGUAAAUUUGGAGAAACAAGCUAGAUGAGAGGAAUCCUCAAGCAAAAGUGAGCACCACACUCUGGUGUUAUCCUUUGGUGACAGGCUAGAACGUGGGUUCCUUCGUCCUAUAGCUGCAUUUUCCAGAUCACUCCAUUAGGUUGCUAAUGCCCGCUAUCAUUUGUAUCCCUACCAAGCUAUAAUGUAGUCUUGGGGCUCCGGCUCAGAGCAUAACCCAAACACAAGCUUUUGACCUGUCUGGUGCACUUUCAUUUGUCACGGGGGCCAAGGUGGUGCGUAAGUGGGCGGUAGAUAUGGCAACACUUCCACUGGGUGAACUUUGGGAGGGAUCCAGGACGUGAAUUUAAUGGGAGGUGAAGCUGCGACAGUACUGGGAAGUUAGAGCGGCCAACUGCAGGAAGCCAUGCUUCAUUACACCCUUCAUGGAAGCUGGCACCCUCUCCCAACCAUUGUUACCCGCGGGCCAGUUCUCGAGGCACAGGCCUUCAGAUGGUCUCUAGCGACCGGCCCGUGUCACUGGAGGACGAGGUCUCCCAUAGUAUGAAGGAAAUGAUUGGAGGCUGUUGCGUUUGCUCAGACGAGAGAGGCUGGGCCGAGAACCCGCUGGUUUAUUGCGACGGGCACGGCUGCAGCGUCGCGGUGCAUCAAGCUUGCUAUGGCAUUGUUCAAGUACCUACUGGACCAUGGUUUUGCAGGAAAUGUGAAUCUCAGGAGAGAGCAGCCAGAGUGAGAUGUGAGCUGUGUCCCCAUAAAGAUGGAGCUUUAAAAAGAACAGAUAAUGGGGGUUGGGCUCAUGUGGUUUGUGCCCUCUAUAUUCCAGAGGUACAAUUUGCCAAUGUUUCUACAAUGGAGCCAAUCGUUUUACAGUCUGUCCCACAUGAUCGUUAUAAUAAGACUUGCUAUAUAUGUGAUGAACAGGGAAGAGAAAGCAAAGCGGCCACUGGUGCUUGCAUGACGUGCAACAAGCAUGGGUGUCGACAGGCGUUCCAUGUAACCUGUGCUCAAUUUGCUGGGCUGCUUUGCGAAGAAGAAGGGAACGGUGCAGACAACGUCCAGUACUGUGGCUACUGUAAAUACCACUUUAGUAAGCUGAAAAAGAGCAAACGGGGAUCUAAUAGGUCAUAUGAUCAAAGUUUAAGUGAUUCUUCCUCUCACUCUCAGGAUAAACAUCAUGAGAAAGAGAAAAAAAAAUAUAAAGAAAAGGACAAACACAAACAAAAACACAAGAAGCAACCAGAACCAUCACCUGCCUUGGUUCCUUCUUUGACUGUUACUACAGAAAAAACUUAUACAAGCACUAGCAACAACUCUAUAUCUGGAUCAUUGAAGCGUUUGGAAGACACUGCAGCAAGAUUUACAAAUGCAAAUUUCCAGGAAGUCUCUGCACAUACCUCUAGUGGAAAAGAUGUUUCAGAGGCUAGAGCGUCAGAGGGAAAAGGGAAGAAAUCUUCAGCUCACAGCUCAGGUCAAAGGGGAAGGAAGCCUGGUGGUGGAAGAAAUCCAGGAACAACUGUGUCAGCAUCUAGCCCCUUUCCACAAGGCAGUUUCUCAGGAACUCCAGGCAGUGUAAAAUCGUCUUCUGGAAGUUCAGUGCAGUCCCCCCAGGACUUCUUAAGCUUUACAGACUCAGAUCUGCGCAGUGACAGUUAUACUCACUCCCAGCAGUCAUCAUCAACCAAAGAUGUACAUAAAGGAGAGUCGGGAAGCCAGGAAGGGGGAGUAAAUAGUUUUAGUUCUUUAGUUGGUCACCCUGUGACCUCAACUGUCAUUUCACAGCCUAAAAGCUUUGAAGGUUCACCUGGAGAUGUGGGAAGUUCCAGCCUCCCUACAGCAGGAUAUAAGCGGGCUCAGACCUCUGGUAUAGAAGAAGAAGCUGUAAAGGAAAAGAAACGAAAAGGAAAUAAACAAAGUAAACAUGGGCCUGGCCGACCCAAAGGAAACAAAAAUCAAGAGAAUGUUUCUCACCUCUCAGUUUCUUCAGCUUCACCAACAUCAUCUGUAGCAUCAGCUGCAGGAAGUGUAACAAGCUCUAGUCUUCAGAAAUCUCCUACACUGCUCAGGAAUGGAAGUUUGCAGAGUCUUAGUGUUGGCUCCUCUCCAGUGGGUUCAGAAAUUUCCAUGCAGUAUCGGCAUGAUGGAGCUUGUCCAACAACUACUUUCUCAGAGUUGCUGAAUGCAAUACACAAUGGUAUUUAUAACAACAAUGAUGUAGCUGUAUCCUUUCCAAACGUGGUGUCUGGCUCCGGAUCUAGUACUCCUGUCUCUAGCUCUCACAUACCUCAACAGUCAUCUGGGCAUUUGCAACAGGUGGGAGCCCUCUCCCCCUCAGCCACGUCAUCUGUAACCCCUGCCGCCACUACAACUCAGGCAAAUACCCUUUCUGGAUCUUCUCUUAGUCAGGCGCCAGCUCAUAUGUAUGGCGGUAGAUUAAAUCCAAAUCCACCCAUGGCAGUUCUCAUAGCUCAGUCUGACAGCAACCAAACAGAUCAAGAUCUCGGAGACAAUAGCCGAAGCCUAGUUGGUCAAGGAAGCUCACCCCGAGGAAGCCUCUCACCAAGAUCACCUGUGAGCAACUUGCAGAUUCGCUAUGAUCAACCAAGCAAUAGCAGUCUGGAGAAUCUGCCUCCAGUAGCAGCAAGUAUUGAACAGCUUUUGGAGAGGCAGUGGAGUGAAGGACAGCAAUUUUUAUUAGAACAGGGCACUCCUAGUGACAUUUUAGGAAUGCUGAAGUCAUUACACCAACUUCAAGUUGAAAAUCGAAGAUUAGAAGAACAAAUUAAAAACUUGACUGCCAAAAAGGAACGUCUUCAGUUACUGAAUGCACAGCUUUCCGUGCCUUUUCCAACAAUAGCAGCCAAUCCUAGCCCACCUCAUCAAACACAUACCUUUUCUGCACACCCUGCACCUACUACUGAUUCAUUGAACAGCAGUAAGAGCCCACAUAUAGGAAACAGCUUUUUACCUGACAAUUCUCUUCCUGUAUUAAAUCAGGACUUAACUUCCAGUGGACAGAGCACCAGCAGUUCUUCUGCUCUUUCUACCCCCCCACCUGCUGGGCAGAGUCCAGCUCAGCAAGGCUCUGGAGUUAGUGGGGUUCAGCAGGUCAAUGGUGUGACAGUAGGGGCCUUAGCUAGUGGAAUGCAGACUGUAACAUCCACCAUUCCUGCCGUGUCUGCAGUUGGUGGAAUAAUUGGAGCCUUGCCAGGUAACCAACUGGCAAUUAAUGGCAUUGUAGGCGCUUUAAAUGGUGUAAUUCAGACUCCUGUCACAAUAUCCCAGAACCCUGCCCCCCUUCCCCACGCCAGUGUCCCGCCUAAUGCAGCACAUCCGAUGCCGGCCGCUGCUGCACUGACUAACAGUGCCUCGGGACUAGGGUUACUGUCAGACCAGCAGAGACAAAUAUUCAUCCAGCAGCAGCAGUUUCAGCAGCUGAUAAACUCCCAGCAGCUCACACCGGAACAGCAUCAGGCCUUCCUGUACCAGCUGAUGCAGCAGCAGCACCAUCCACCGGAGCUCCAGCAGCUGCAGCUCCCUGGGCCCACACAGAUCCCCAUCAACAACCUCCUUGCAGGCACUCAGGCUCCCCCACUUCACACAGCCACCACCAACCCCUUUCUCACCAUCCACGGGGACAACACAAAUCAAAAAGUCACAAGACUUAGUGAUAAAGCGGGGCCUGGAGCUCAAGAGAAGAGUUGACGCUUGAAGAGCGUCCCUGCCUCUCCUGCUGCCCUGCACUCCACCAGCUGCUGCCCCGCUCUGCCCCAUUCUGCCCCGCUCUGCAGGAAGGUGGUGGGCAUGCACAGGAAGGAUGCCACGCGUGCUCUUGUAAGGCUUUGGUUAGUUUUCUUGUCGCUUUGUUGCACUGAAAUGAAAUUACUAUAUCCCCAUCCCCUACCAAAGUGUUUGAACUUUGGAAGAAAAAUGAAUAGCUAACUUUUUUGUCAAUAAAAUAAUUCACAUGCAGAGUUUAUGAACCCAAGAAAAAUGUAAUAUGCUGGGUGCCCAGCUAGUUUUGUUUUAAAUUGGAGACAAAUAGUAAAACUAAAGACUUAUUUCCUUUGCAAACCACUUGGUUUUAUUGUAAAAGUCAGAAUAUGAAGUAUCUCGUUUGGGAUAGAGUGUGCUUGCUCUCUGGGGCAGAGUUUUGAGAACUGUCCAAUUUCUUCUCCUGGAGUUCUGUCAUUAAAUAUUUGGACCAUCCAGAUCCUCAACUGGGGCUUUGCAAAUGUUGUUUUAAAAAAGUUCCUUUCUAAUGACAUUUGUCCCUUUGGUGAUCAAAUCAGGAUGGGAACACCAGCUUCUGCCGACAGUAAUUUCCUCUUGCAAAAAAAAAAAAAAAUAAUAUGCUUUUUCUUAUUGUUGAAACCUGCUUAAAAAGAGAUCUUGAGUUAAGCAAGUUCUAGGCUGCUGGGAGAACCAGAUCAACUGGAAAUGUAUAAUUUUGUUCAGAAAGAGACACCAAUGUGGAAACUGCUGGUAGGGUCUGGCCUUAAUCAAGUGUCUGUUGGGACCUCCACAGAUGAAGGGCUCUAGACGGCAGGAUGGGCCCCUGUGCCAGCAGCUUCCCCGUCCCUCUGCCUUGGCUGAAACUCUCUGCCACUGUCGAGAGCUCAUGCAAACUGUUACCUGGGUAUUUGUCCCCUAAUGACUCACAAGGAAACAAGUGGAUUUGGGGAGUCUAUGUAAUCAACCUCUCAGAACUGCCUGUUGGAACAAACGGGCCACCACAGUUCCUAAGACCUGUCCCACAGCCUUUUGACUUUGGGUAGUCAUGCUCUUGAUUGUGACAAUAUGGCAGACUGGUAAACAGUUGGGGGAUAGAAUCAUUGAUGUGUUUCUGAAAUGCAUGACUGACUUGUGGAAAAGGCCCGGCUGUAGUUCGACCUCCACUGUGCUUAGCUGGAAGAACAGGCUAGCUCUGCAGGAUGUCUCCUGGGGACACUGCACAGUUCUUACCUCACUUCUGUAAAUAAGGUUUGUGAAUCUGUUUGUAAUGUGAAAAAUUCAUAAGAUAACAUUGAUAUUUUGAUUUGUAAGAUUUCUACUUGGUAGAUUUAAUUGAAAAGUAAAAUUAAUUUAUUUUUAUAUGUUCAGGGGAAUUUUAAAGAAAGUCAAACCUUUUGUAGAUAAUUUAAAAGAAUCAGUGUGGUUUAUUUUACUUAUUUAACCCACUGGUGGUUAUUCUGUAACAAUUUGUAUAAAUGGUAAAUUUUGAAUGUGCUGUUAUUUUCCUUAGAUGUAAAAUUCCAUAUGUAUUAAAAUGUACAAAGUUUUUGUUAAUAAAAUUUAACGAUGUUUAUA